GGACAAGUUGGGGGCAGGCCCAGAAAUAACCGGACUCUGCCCGGAGCCAAAAGCCUGGAUCGUCUCGCUCGCUUCGCCUGUCUAGGUCCCCCAUCCCUUCUCUGGAAGUCAUUUGAAUCCCGCGAAUGUCGAAUUCUCGCGGAGCUUAGAUUUCUGCCCGCUUCGUCUCUGUCUCUUUCUAAACCAUAGUGUCACACAACUUGUUGACACUUCACAGAAUCUCGAACAGGGCUGCGCAGCUUUCCACAGUUCCGAAGUUGUUGAGGUUUUUCAAGCGGGUCGUAGCUUUGAGUUUUCUAGAGUUUCGAGUGGUUUUGAUAGAUUUGUUGGGGGGGAGGGUUAGCAUGUGAGAGUUUGUGUGGGUAGUUCGGAUCUGGGAAGGGUUUGGGCUGUUGUGUAUGUUGUUCAGCGAAGACGGUGAAAUUUUCUAUCGGAAGAAACGGGUUUUGAUAUUGCAAGUGUUUUGAUAAGUAAGGUGAGGGGUUGAACGCCCCGCGCGUCUUGAAGCUUUCACGAGGAGUUGCGUGUGGUCGGUGGAGGGGUGGAAGGGCGGAGGUCUGUGCUGAGCACUCAGGGGAGUAUGCCGAAGUCAUGCGAUGCAUGUCACAUUUCCAGUGCGGUGGUGUACUGCCGGGCAGACGCCGCGUAUUUGUGCGCUGGCUGCGACGGUAAGGUGCAUGGAGCCAACAAGCUUGCUUCACGACACGAGCGCGUAUGGAUGUGCGAGGUCUGCGAGGUUGCUGUAGCCGUUGUGACUUGCAAGGCGGACGCAGCGUCGUUGUGCGUUUCUUGCGACACGGAUAUCCACUCUGCCAACCCACUGGCUCAGCGCCACGAGAGAGUGCCCGUGCAACCCCUGUUCGAUUGUGCUAGCUCCGCAAGAGAAGCGCACAUCAGCGUGCCAUUCCCCGAGAGUGAGUGCCAUGAGACGCUGAAGGGUGUAGAGGACUCGUGUGUGGCCGAGGCGGGUUCGUGGCUUCUCCCACAUCCCAAAAUACCUACCAAUGCCAUCAUUAGAGGCAGCGCUGCAGCUGAUGAAGCACCGGACUCACCCUUCCGUGCGCGACCAUUCAGUCCUAAGCUCAAGAAGCAAAAAGUCGAUCUUGCAGCGGAUAUUUUCUCAGAUGUUGACCCUUUCUUGGAAUUGGACGAUGCUACCGUAACAGGAAUUCAACCCGACAGUUUGGUGCCCGUGCACAUUCCUGAGGGCUCCGAGGACAGUCCCUCACUGGCCCAUUCAAUGGAGCCUUCCUUCACAACUGAUUUUCAUCUGUCGGAGAAGAGCGGUUACAGCUUUGGCACUUCCACCCUCACCCACAGCAUUUCGUGCUCGUCUGUAGACGCUGCCGUGGUCCCGGACUCCAGUCUAAGUGACAUCUCAACACCCUAUCCACUGGAUUCUCAAGGUGCUCAAGAGUUGUCUGGCACCCGCAUGCCGCAGCAGGUGAGCGGGCCCAUCGACACAGUGGAUCGGGAAGCUCGAGUGAUGAGGUACAAGGAGAAGAGGCAGAAACGCAAGUUUGAGAAAACCAUCCGGUAUGCAUCCAGGAAAGCUUACGCCGAGAGCCGGCCGAGGAUCAAAGGCAGGUUCGCGAAGAGGACGGACUCCGAUGUGGAGCAGUUGUUCAGCUCUUGCUCUAUGGACUCAAGUUUUGGAGUGGUGCCUUCUUUCUGAAUAUCUGUAUGAUCAACCUUGCUUCAAUCAAGUUGAGUGUUUCACGUCGAAUGCCUAUUUUAUGUACCAUAGAGGAGUUGCCUUAAGACUGCUGUAAGAACAGUGUAGAGCUAUCCUUGUGUUGAAAGCGCCUGACGCAGAAUGUAAAAAGAUACAGUCGGAGACGCUAAGUCAUGCCAUUCUUUUCCCCUGGUAGGGCAUCGCUUACUGAUGGACACUGCAGGAGGCAGGACAGAGCAGGAGGUUCCGGUAGUGUUAUUUCUUUUUGUUGAUUUCGAACGCUAGAAAAGGUGGACAUGCCGCGCAUGUUUCCUGUGUCUUCACAUGGAGCAGCACAUUCCUCCGAUUUUAAACGUUUUGCACUUCACUUGAAACGAUCUUGGACCUGAUACCCAUCUAUUUUGAAAGUA
This is a messenger RNA of Physcomitrium patens, 2085 nucleotides long. Its product is annotated as zinc finger protein CONSTANS-LIKE 3. NCBI's taxonomy places the organism in Eukaryota, Viridiplantae, Streptophyta, Bryopsida, Funariales, Funariaceae. The record is from RefSeq and is a predicted model, not a curated record. Gene Ontology annotation, cellular component: nucleus. Gene Ontology annotation, biological process: regulation of flower development. Gene Ontology annotation, molecular function: DNA-binding transcription factor activity; protein binding; zinc ion binding.